Molecule: messenger RNA, 5746 nt
Organism: Paramuricea clavata
Lineage: Eukaryota; Metazoa; Cnidaria; Anthozoa; Malacalcyonacea; Plexauridae
Source: the annotation of a GenBank genome assembly
AUGCUGAGAACUCCAGUCGUAUAUGAGGUGUUAGCUGACGAGGUGCGUGAUGGGAAAAUAUCCAAUCUCGAUCUUGCCGUCGCGUUACAGAAGGCCCAGUGUAAGAUUAGCGUUGCCAAACUGGUUUUUGUAUAAUUUCACCUUCUUUAAAUAAAGUUUAUUAUUAUUAUUAUUAUUAUUAAAUAGUCCAAAAUGGCCGAAAUCUGAAAAUUCCAUCCUUUAUAACUCUUAAUUGAAUUAAGAUAAUUCAAUUAUUCUUUCGGUUUUGAAGUUUAUACAACAUCUUACUUUAGAAAAUUAACUAAGGAAGUCUUGACACUUAAACAAAAUAUUGGCGCCAAAAGGAUGACGUCAUUUUUCCGCCAAAAUUUGAAAAAUUCGAAAAAGUGAAACGAGAGCAUAUCUUAGAAUGAAACGAUCUGUCAAAGUAUAAAAUAUCAGAUCAAUUGAAUAAAAGCCCUCAAAGUUACACUUAAGUGAGCGUUUUCGAGGCAAUAAAUCCCCACCAUGGUAUACAGGAAGACCUCGGUUGAAUUUUUACCCGUACUACCCUCACGCUCGGUCAGUAAGUUAUUAAUAGCAACAGCGUCACUGCUCAAAUUGGAGAUAGGUAACUUUGUUAAGAAUCGGCAGCUACGUCAUUGCAAGGAUUUUAAUGCAUCGCAUGUCGAUCGAAAUAGAUAUAAAGCUUAUAUAUAGUUACCAGAGAAGUUCCAGGCGGAAAACGAAUUCUAAUAAUAAAUAUUAAAUAUUAAAGCCCAGCAAAUUGCUUUUAAAAGAGCCAUAAACCAUUAGAUUUAAAAUAUAGAGCACAAUCAUCUGGAAAUAAUGAAAAUCUUGUACUGACGUAAAUUUGUACUGGACAUGAUCUCCGAACUCAUCACAGAAUUUCAAGGGAAAGUGCCAUUGCAUUUAUACAUUUCCAGAGAGCGAUUGACAUGCAAUAUUGAAGGAGUCGAUAUUAGCACUUCUUAAAUUUCAUGGUAUACCAAUGAAGAUCAUAUUUUCCAAUUAAGAUAAUAAGGGGAUAACACGCAUAAUGAGAAUUGUUUGAAAUAAAGAACUGCUUUAUGCAAGCCGACAUUUUAUCACAAUUGUUGUCCUUGAUUGCAAUAGAAAUUGUGAAAAAGAACAAUUGUGGUCGAAUAUUUGUCCUCGCAUAAAUCGUUGUGCGGUCAGAGGUGCUUGAGGGACUCAGUGUUUUCGAUUCAACAAAUACCCAGAAGAAUUUGUUAUUAGGAAAUCUACAAACGUUGAUCCAUGUUCAGAGAGACGCGGCGGCUCUGUUGCAACUGGGAACAAAUUAUUGCAAUGGUUUGUAAACAGUGGGUUUGUGAGAAACAAUUGUGCUAGUAUAUCGGUAAAGUAGUCUUUAAUAUUUUAUAUAUUUUGGUGUAAUAAUUUGAUUAAGAAUAAACGGGGCAUUGGAAAGCCAUAGUAGUAAUGUAGGUGGUUUUCGAUCCGGAUUUUGACAGUGAGGGAGAGUGAGGGAUGAUGAUAAUGAUGAUGAUGAUGAUUUUAUUGAUCCAUCUUUAGUUUAAAAAUACAAUGGAUUUACAAAUAUGUCUUUUAAAAGAGAAGAGCAUAACUAAGCAUGCAAUAAUAUUUACAAACGAUCUAAAAUUUAUAUAUAUACAAUUUGGAGUAAAAAAUUUAAAAGUCUAGGAAAUUAUUUAAAAAGUUAAUAAAAACCAAGUUUGGUUUUAGUACAACCCCUGUCUCAUUGCUCGUGGGACAAAAAUAUUUCUGUGUCGUUCAGUGCCUGAGAAAGGUGCGUAUUUAAAUAUACCGUCUCUACGCCUAAGAUUAUAGUUAUGUUUAUUAUGUUCCAUAGUUCGUUGAUAAAAGAUAUGACUUGGAUCACCUAAGAGUGAGAGUGAGAUCAUUAAGUGAGAUCAGGGAGAGCGAGAUCAUUAAAUAUUCAGUAAAUGAAAGUGAGUAAAUAGCUGUUAUCGUAAUUGAAUACGCCGCUGCGGCGAACCAGCGGUAUCUCAGUGGAACUACGCACGAAAACGAUGCUAAAGGGUCAAAAACACAAAACAUGACCCUAUAGCCUCGUCUCGAUGUUAAAAUAAUACAGAUACCGCUGGUCCGUAGCAUAGGCGUAUUCAAUUACGAUAACAGCUAUUAAAUGCGUCGUCAUUCAAUAUUCAGUAAAUGAGAGUGCGGGAGAAUGAGUGAGAGUGAGGAAACGAAAUAUUCUUUAAAUGAGAGCGAGCAAAUAAAAUAUUCAGUAAAUGAGGUGGAGUUAGGUGAACUGAGGUGGAGUGAAAUGGAGUGAGGCGGAGAAGGUUGCGCACAUAUGACGUCAUAAUGAUAUGCAAGGCAGCCUGGUCAAGAAAGUUAUUAAACUGAGGUCAGCAUUUUUAUCACAAUAUGAUUAAACAGUAUUGACUUUUAAUUGGCGUGCCAUGUUAGCGUCGCUACCAAAUUUUCCAAAUAUUAGAUCUAAGCAGAGCCUUUCAUCGACAGUCCAUGGAUAACAUAGAUAUAAUUUUUACGAUUAUUUUACACGAAAUGAACUUGAUAUCGAUAAGCAAACUUUGAAUCUUGAGCAAGUCUGCAAGGAGAUCAAUGUUACAAACUUUGGUCGUAGUCAAAGAUAUCUUAUAUACACUAGAUAGUGCAUCUAAUUAUUCUGCAAUUCAAAAAUUGAAGCCGAGAUUGCAGUCUCAGGUCGUUCCAAUGAAAUGAGAAGAUUCGUAUGUUUUCUAUUUCUUAAAAAGGGAACAUAAACAUUAAGUUAACCCUAUUCCAAAUACGUUUUUAAACUAUUCAAAUAAUGAAAGUUAUUGUUGUUUUUAAGCGUUUAUUAGCAAGUGGGAACGACCAACAUGACCGCCAUCUUAUCAAAUGGGGGUAACUGCUGGAAUAUUCUUGGCUUCAAUUUUACUAAAAGAGAUGCGCUAUCGAGUGUAUAUAAGAUAUAUAUGGUCGUAGGCUUGCCUAUUUAGCUUUCGUAUGUUUACAAAAUGAUAGCGAGGAAUCUAUUCAUCACAAUGUACAAAAAUCCUCGAAAUUCAUUUGAAUUAAUACUUUUAAUUAAUUUGGUGGCUUUUAAAGGAAUAAUAAAUUUCCAAGCAGAAAUAAAACGACUUGUUUUAAACAAACCUUAGCAGUUGCUAAGCCGAAGGUUGUCAACGCCGUUGUUAUGGUCGAUAUUUGCAUAUUAAAGAGUCAUUAAAAAGUGAUUAACCCCCCCCCCCAUGUGAAUAUAUACAAUACCAUUUUUUUAUUUCACUCAGCGAGCUUGAGACAGAAAAAAUACUAAUGAACAGAGAGUUAUUACAGGUUAUGUACAAAUACAUUGAAAUUUUGUCUUGUGUGGCUCUCUAAACGUACACCGCCAAAGUCAUUAAUAGUCAAUAAUGGAUUGUAAGCAAAAGUUUAAUUUCUUAAGCAUACCCUAAUUUUAGCGUGCAGUGAUAACCAAUUUGUGCAGUGAUAAAAGUGAAAUGUGCAGUGAUAAAAUGUAAAAUGUUGCAGUGAUAAAUUUUGCUUUGAUAAGCUGUUAAUUAAAAAAAGAAAAUGAGACAAUGAGCAGAAAAACUGAACUAAUCCGGCGAAACAUUUUGAAUGAGAAUGAUUUAAUUGAAAUUGAAAUUAUGACUGCCAAACAUCCAUCCAUUGGUUCAUCAGAUGAACAUAUUCUCUCACCAAAGAUCUCUUUAUGAGUUUGGAACAUGGAGUGAAUGAUACCUAUAAGAUUUUGUAAUUACUGUAUAAUUUUCAGAAUUCUAUAGAAUGUCCCCGCGCAUUGCAGGAGAUGCCCUUUUAUAGUGCCUAGAUUACAAAAUUGUCCGUGGGUGCAUGCCCCUGGAACUCCUGUAUAGAGGUUUGUCACGCCUAAGUCCGUAAGUCGCCUUUCAUUUGCCAAGACGAAAAUAUUUAUUUUCUUCAGUAAUGUUAUUAUGAAACUAAGCUGUCAAAGAUAAUCGUAACCGGUGCUGUCAAUGCCGCCCAGAGGGGUGCAAUUUGCCCUGGGACCCCAGUUAAAGGAGGGCACAAAUAGAAAUUGCAGUGAAAUAUGGGACCUCAGAUUUCAAAAUUUUUUCUGAGGAUGUUCCCGGAUCCCUUAAUCUUAGUGUUAUUAGAACAUGGAAUCACGAGAGCCCCCAAGUCAAAGUUUGUCCUGGGCCCCCAAAUGCCCAUGAGUGCUGUGCAGUGUAUGUUCGUUUUGGCAUUUUUGAACAUGAAUUGUAGCCUGCUUUGUUGUUACACAUUAUUAUAAGGGUGUGUUCAGAAAUUUUCAGGGCGUGCUGCUGCUCGGCUAAACCUUGCAUAAAAAUGUGCAGUAAUUAAAAUUCUUAAAAUUAGGUGUAUUCUUAAGUGUUUCUUAUGAAUAGAUAGGGAUUAUUUAUUAAGCGGGCGUAGACCUUAAAAUCAGGGUGUGGCUUUGCGGGAAACAAUUUCGACAAAAAUUUGAUUUUAAAAUACAUUUAUGUCUUUACGUGUUUACAAAGUUAAGAAAAUCUACUUCUAAUAAUUUAUCGCUUAGGUGACUUUUCUAUUUAAAGAGUUCUCGUAUUCUUGUCUAUCGUCAGACGAUAAUGAUGCAAUUUUCUCCGGCUUCAUUGGCAUAUAUUUUGGUCAGUCUUACGUCAGGUACGAGUAAAACUCUCGGCAUCUUGAUGUGUUCAAUCCAAUUUCACACAGUUUAUAUUACAUAAAGCCCGGCUACUCCCUAGCUUACAAUAUCCAGCCAACUCGGAGCCGAGUCUAAAUAGCUCUGAGGCUUGUCUAAAUAGCUCGGAGCCUGGCUUGAAAUAUCGAGCCAAAUUAUGCGGUCUUAAUGGUAAUGACUAUGGUUUUAAUAGUCAUGACUAUGGUCUUAGUGGAUACAACUACAGUCAAUGUCACCUGGUCUUACACCCGAUCAACUACAGUCUUAAUGGUCAUGAUUAUACUCCUAGUCACGACUACAGUCUUAAUGGUCAUGACUAUAGUCUUAUGUGUCAAUAGAGGCACCACUCAAGGGAGUGUCAGUGGGCCACAUCUUUUUAACAUUUUCCUGAAUGAUUUAAACUUAGAAUUGGACGGUCUUGAUAUAUUGUUCAAGUAUGCGGAUGACUCCAAUAUUGUGGCUCCAGUUUGGAAAGAGCGAGAUUGUGCUGAUUUUUUGGUGUCACAGUUUUUGGAUUGGACAUCUAGAAAUAAGAUGAUAUGUAAUCCAGGAAAGUGUAAAGAGAUGACCAUCUACAAGCAAGGUAACCAAGAAUAUUUCUCACCAAUAGCAAUGAUUCCAAUGUGUAAAGCAGUGAAAGUGAUGGGAGUUACAUUCCAGUGUGAUGGCAAAUUUGGCGAACAUGUUAAAAACAAAUUAAUCAAGGCAAAUAAGUGUCUUUAUAUCUUACGAUCAUUGCGAAAGGAAGGUUAUUCACAACAAGAGAUAGAUCUAUUGUUUGAUACUCUGGUAUUACCAAACAUAACAUACGCAUUGUCUGUUUAUGCCGCUUCCAAAUCCGAUUUAACUCCUAUUGAAGUCUUUCUUAAACGUUGCUAUAAAAGGAAAUAUACGUCAAAGCCAGUUAGUGUGUAUAAGCUUUUAGAAAAACAAGAUCGAACCAUAUUUAAUAGAGUAUCUAAACUCUGGCAGCAUCCAUUAUUGUCACUAAUGCCACACGCUAAAGAAACAGGCUACAACUUAAGAAAAAGAAGAAGUCAUAGGCCGAAAGUUAGAACGGAACGUUUUAAAAACGUGUUUGUAAACCGUUUGGUAUACAAUUAUGACUUAGUUAUUGAUUAA